Messenger RNA from Oppia nitens, 722 nucleotides. It is a transcript of the gene Ak3, whose product is annotated as GTP:AMP phosphotransferase AK3, mitochondrial-like. NCBI's taxonomy places the organism in Eukaryota, Metazoa, Arthropoda, Arachnida, Sarcoptiformes, Oppiidae. The record is from RefSeq and is a predicted model, not a curated record. Gene Ontology annotation, biological process: nucleobase-containing compound metabolic process. Gene Ontology annotation, molecular function: AMP kinase activity; ATP binding. Gene Ontology annotation, cellular component: cytoplasm; mitochondrion.
CAAAUCAAACAAACAAAAUGUUGAAAGUUUUCCGAAGUAUAAUAAUGGGUUCUCCCGGUUCGGGAAAGGGAACAAUCAGUACACGAAUUAUACGUGACUUUCCAUUAGCCUAUCUAUCGAUUGGCGAUCUAUUGCGUGAACACAUGUCUAAGCGCACUGAAGUUGGUUUGGAGGCCCAAAACUAUAUCAAAAACGGCAAACUAGUACCCGAUGUUGUGGUCAAUAAGCUGGUCAUUGGCGAACUUAGCGAGAAUUAUCAGACUAAAUCAUUUUUGAUGGACGGCUAUCCGCGUACCGUAGCUCAAGCCCAGCAACUUUGGUCGUACGAUACGCUUAGACCUAACUGUGCAAUCAAUCUGUGCGUUCCCGACGACGAAAUCAUUGAACGAAUAAAACAUCGUUGGAUUCAUUUGGCUUCCGGUCGUACAUAUCAUACGCUAUACAAUCCACCGAAAACUCCAGGAGUCGAUGACAUUACCGGCGAACCAUUGAUACAGAGAGAGGACGAUAAGGAACACGUAGUGAUGCAGAGGCUGUUGGAGUACAAGAAACAGUCGGAAGUGAUCAUYGAAUUCUUCAGACAAAAAGGCAUUUUAGAGAACUGUGGCCGAGAGUCAAAUGAAAUCUAUCCUAAAGUAGAACUAUAUUUAAGUCAACAAAUAUCUCAUCGAUCGGCAAAGUAAUCAACAAAAUGACCAAAUAAUGGCAAACAGAUAAAUCAU